Messenger RNA from Pyricularia oryzae 70-15, 1382 nucleotides. RefSeq names its product minor allergen Alt a 7. Bases 345 to 959 code for a protein of 204 amino acids. NCBI's taxonomy places the organism in Eukaryota, Fungi, Ascomycota, Sordariomycetes, Magnaporthales, Pyriculariaceae. The record is from RefSeq and is a predicted model, not a curated record. The transcript has 5 exons. Gene Ontology annotation, molecular function: NAD(P)H dehydrogenase (quinone) activity; FMN binding.
AUUAAGGGCUCGACCUUUUCCAUUUUGUUCUAAACGCCUCGGCAGAUCCCUGUCUUGGCUUGCCAGUUUGUGCAUUGCAAGUGGUCCCCUGGCCCGUCCGUAUCUUUGGCAGGUGGCCGGCUCGUCGCUAUCUCUCGGUAUGUGUAGAGGAAGAGGGGCAUAUAAAUACCUACCUGCCACUUGUUCACCGUCCGUCCCCCAUCUUCUCAAACUUACAUUCCCUAGACAAUAUACUUGGAUACCCUUAUUUUCACACCUCCUCUUACACACAUUCGACCCUCAUCCCAAAUCCAGUAAACUUUUUGGACUUUCUCCCGGCCGAACCCUAGAACGCUACCGUCAGAAUGGCUCCCAAGAUCGCCAUCGUCUACUACUCCAUGUACGGCCACAUUAAGCAGCUGGCCGAAGCUGAGAAGGCUGGUAUUGAGAAGGCCGGUGGCACUGCCGACCUGUUCCAGAUUGAGGAGACUCUCCCGGAGGAGGUCCUCUCCAAGAUGGGGGCUCCCGCAAAGCCCACCGACGUUAAGGUCCUCAGCGAUCCCUCAACUCUUGAGGCAUACGAUGCUUUCCUCUUUGGCAUCCCCACCCGUUAUGGAAACUUCCCCGGACAAUGGAAGGCCUUCAUCGACAAGACCGGCAAGCAGUGGGCUGCGGGUGGCUUCUACGGCAAGUACGCCGGUAUCUUCAUCUCCACCGCCUCGCAGGGUGGCGGUCAAGAGUCAACGGCUAUCGCUGCCAUGUCGACCUUUGCCCACCACGGCAUCAUCUACGUCCCCCUGGGAUACACCAAGUGCUUCGGCAUUCAGACCGACCUGAGCGAGGCUCGCGGAGGAUCCCCGUGGGGAGCCGGCACUUUUGCGGGCGGCGACGGAUCGAGGCAGCCCUCGGAGAAGGAGCUCGAGCUCGCCAGGAUCCAGGGCGAGGAGUUCUACAACCACGUGUCCAAGGCUACCAACUGACUGCAUGGCAGUAAAUCCGAGCCCGGAGUAACCGCAGAGAAGGCAGAGCCAGCAAAUGAGCAGAAGGCCGAAGGCCAGAAGAGGGCUGACGAUGCAGCCAACGGCUCUGGCGCCAACAUCCCUGAAAAGAAGGACUCUGGGGGAGAGGAUGGUGGUCCUUGCGGCCUGCCUAGCAAGUGUAAUAUCCAGUAGCCUGCUGUCUGCGAUGCAAUAAAGGGUAGUAAUGACAAAACCUGAAAGUAAUACCGUGUUCGAGAAGCAAGCAUGGCUCCCUUGGUGCAAGAAUUUCUGUCUUUUGUAUGCUUGCACUCCCAAAACGCCAUGCUGGAUUCGGCAACAGAGUGGAUAUAAACACAAAGUUUCAAUGUCGCCGUGCGAAUGUUGCCAACUGGGUCUUACGAAUUGAAUUCCAAUUAGAGUGCC